AUGUCCCUAGCUCAGGAGUGGGAAUCCUUCAAGACACCUCCCGUCAAGGAGGUAGCACCAGUUCCGCAAGUCGGCUCUCCAGCUCCCGCACAUCCCAACCUCACCUUUCCAACAGACAAGCCCACCGUUAUCGUUUUCCUACGCCAUUGUGGUUGUCCAUUUGCAGAAAAGGCCUUCAAGAACCUAACCUCGACAUCGACGCAGUACAAGGACGUACACUUCAUCGCGGUCUCGCACUCCUCGCCCGAGGCUACCGAGCGCUGGGUCAUAGAGGUCGGCGGCAACUGGGAGGUGCAAGUGGUCGUCGACUACGAGCGAGAGCUGUACGCGCACUGGGGUCUAGGUAUUGGGACUACAUGGCAGAUUAUGGGCCCUAUGUCUCUGUACAAGACAUUCCGCCUGGGCAAGGACGAGAACAUCUGGAACCGCGCCACCGAGAGCGGUAACAGGUGGCAGACUAGCGGCGCUUUCGCCCUCGAUCAGGACGGCAUGGUGAAGUACAGCAGGGUCGCUGCGUCCUCUAGUGAACUCCCAGAUCUGGAGGCUGCCCUGACGAGUCUGGGUGUAAAGGUCAAGCCGAAACCGCCGCCAGAGCCGAGGACAGACGGGUUCUUGUAA
This is a messenger RNA of Daldinia childiae, 618 nucleotides long. Its product is annotated as putative alkyl hydroperoxide reductase subunit c thiol specific antioxidant protein. The transcript is spliced from 2 exons. The record is from RefSeq and is a predicted model, not a curated record. The coding region runs from base 1 to 618 and encodes 205 amino acids. NCBI's taxonomy places the organism in Eukaryota, Fungi, Ascomycota, Sordariomycetes, Xylariales, Hypoxylaceae.